Molecule: messenger RNA, 1449 nt
Organism: Mya arenaria
Lineage: Eukaryota; Metazoa; Mollusca; Bivalvia; Myida; Myidae
Product: intraflagellar transport protein 20 homolog
Exons: 4
Coding region: 7-405 (132 amino acids)
Biological process (GO): centrosome localization; intraciliary transport; protein localization to cilium
Cellular component (GO): centrosome; intraciliary transport particle B; cilium
Source: RefSeq, a predicted model, not a curated record
UCUAAAAUGGCCGACGAAGCGCUGUCACGGGCUGGCUUACAUUUUGAUGAGCUGAAUAAAAUUCGCGUGUUAGAGCCUGAGGUACAACAACAAACAUCUGAGCUCAAAGAAGAGUGCAAGGAUUUCGUCGAUAAAAUAGGAGAUUUCCAGAAGAUAGUUGGCACAUUCAUUGAAGUUGUUGAUAAUGUUUCCAAAGAAGUUGAAAAAGAAAAGAUGAAGGCGAUUGGGUCCCGCAAUUUACUAAAGUCGAUAGCGAAGCAGCGGGAAGCCCAGCAGCAGCAGCUCCAGGCCCUGAUAGCCGAACGUAAAAUGCAACUGGAAAGAUUGCGAAUACAAUAUGAGAACUUGCAGAAAGAAGAAAGUGAGCAGAGUGAAUUUAUAGAACAGUUUAUAUUACAGAAAUAGUUUUUGUUUUAAAAAUUGUGAUUGUACCUUUUUUGCUUUAUUCCGUCCAUUUUGAUAUGACUUGUUAUAUGAUGCAUGCCAGUAUGAUGGUAUUUGCAGUGAUAUUCAUUGUUCCGAGUAAAUGUAUGUGCAGUCUGUACACCUUAUAUUAAAAUGAAGUCGAGGUUUAUUAUGAGUAAGGGAUUGGUGUUUAUAUUUAUAGUGGGUAUAUAUUUUACUAACCUGUUAAAUGUUCCAAGCAGAAUCAAUCAAAACAUUUAGUCAUAAUAAGUGGAAUAAGAUAAAGCUUGUACACUUUAACUUACAAAGAGCUUAAACUUUAAUUGAUAUCUCUUUUCACGUUAUAAUAUACAACAUUGGCAGUUAUUAGAGGAUGUUUGUUUAAUUUGGUGUAAAAUUUAAAUUUUCCCCAGAUGACCACAGAAAGCACUGAAAUUAAAAAUAAAAUCUCUCUCUUGCAUUCUUAAAUUUUAAAAUGUCAAUUUCAAUGGCAUAUGAAAAACUCCAUGUUGUAACUUCAUUUUUGAAACAUCAUUUUAAAAAUUUCAACCCAGUUCUAUAAAGCAAAAAAACAACAACAUUAAAAUUUACUUACAAGAAUGCUGUUAGUUAAAGGAUAUUUAUUGACUUUCUGAUGAACAAGUGGCCUCACAUAUCCACAAGGGGGAGGGGGGGACACUAUUUGUUGCAUGUAUUCUUCUGAACAUAUAUGGGUUGGUAGAAAAUGUGAUACACACAUUACUUUAGUUAAACUGGCAUAUCAUUUUAUUUUCAAUCUCUCUUACAUCUUGUUACUCCAUGCUAGCAAGUAAUGCAGAUUCUAACUUAUGUGGUGUCAACAAAAUUUUCUCUGUCAAAACAUUGUUGUAAUAUUUUUGUUGUCAAAAUUCAUAUUUUCUUUGUAUGUUAAUUUGUUUUGAGUACAUUUCUAGGCAUAAUUAUUUAAGGUAAAGGGAAAAUGUUCUUACAAAUAGAUCUAUGACCAUGUGAUUAUUAUUGUUCAUUAAUGAUUGGAAUUCGACUAAAUAAACCAUUACAACAUUA